ACCCGUCUCCAGCCCGAGCAGGAAGCAGCGCAGCAGAGCCGCUCCUCCGUGUUUCUCCCCGCGACAUGUCUCCUCGGCCCUCCGGGGCCUCGUCCCGCUGACAGCCCGCCGCCUGGAGCCCGCGGCGCCGGGUCAUGAGCCGGCGGCCCCGGCCGUGACUUCCCCCUCGGAGCCCCGUGUCGCGUCGGGCUAGCUCGGCGGCCGCUAGCCGCGGCGGCGUUCAUCCGGAGCGGAUUUAACGGCGGCGAUGAUGCAGGGAGAAACCGCAGCGAUCCGGAUCACCGACGGCGAGGCCAAGCUGGAGGUCUUCCCCCAGAACCGGACCCCCAGCUCGGGGAGGGCCAGCGCCAAAGGCUGGCAGUACAGUGACCACAUGGAAAACAUCGAUGGAUACUUGAUGAAAUACACGAACCUGGUGACGGGCUGGCAGUACAGGUUCUUCGUGCUGAACAACGAGGCCGGUCUGCUGGAGUACUUUGUGAACGAGCAGUCGAGGCCUCAGAAGCCGCGCGGCAUGCUGCCGCUGGCGGGCGCCGUCAUCUCGCCCAGCGACGAGGACUCACACACUUUCACUGUCAACGCCAUCAGUGGGGAGCAGUACAAGCUCCGGGCCACGGACGCCAAAGAGCGGCAGCACUGGGUCAGCCGGCUGCAGAUCUGCACGCAGCACCACACUGAGGCCAUGGGCAAGAGUAACCCGCCGCCAAAGUCCCGCAGCUACUCCAUGGCGUCCCAGGGCAGCGGCAGCUCGCCCAUGAGCCUGCGGCGGACCAGCCAGAACCCCGCCUCCCUGUUCGGCUGGUCGCAGCUCCACAAGGGCUCCUCGCUCUACUCCAGCAAGAGGUCGCUGCUGCCGGACCACCUGAUGGACGCCCGAGAGAUGAUGAGCCAGGCCCAGGGCCAGCACCGGGACCUGAUCCAGAACAUCGAGGGCCUGCCCGCCGCCCCCGGCCUGUCCCCCCUGGACCAGGACCUGCUGAUGCUCAAAGCCACGUCGAUGGCCACCAUGAACUGCCUGAACGAAUGCCUGCACAUCCUGCACCUGCAGCAGGUGGCCCGGCAGAGGGGCUCGCUGGGAGGCCCCACCAUCGAGUGGCUGGAGCCCAAACUGCCCGACAUCCUGAAGAACGGCAGCAGCUCGCUGGGCAGCUUCGCCGGCGCCGAGGGCCCGCUGGAGGGGGGCCGCCUGGAGCUCAGCAGCCCCGAGUCCGGCAGCUUCCCCGGGGAGCAGGAGGACAUCGACGCCGAGGACGAGCUGGAGGACUCCUUCUCGGAUAAGGAGGAGGACCUGGGAGCGGUGGAGGAGGAGCGCAGCGUCAUCCUACACCUCCUGUCACAGCUCAAGCUGGGCAUGGACCUCACACGGGUGGUCCUUCCCACCUUCAUCCUGGAGAAGCGCUCUCUGCUGGAGAUGUACGCCGACUUCAUGUCCCACCCGGACCUCUUUGUGACGAUCACGGACGGGAGCAGCCCUGAGGACCGCAUGGUCCGCUUCGUGGAGUACUACCUCACCUCCUUUCACGAGGGCCGCAAGGGCGCCAUCGCCAAGAAGCCCUACAACCCCAUCAUCGGCGAGACCUUCCACUGCUCCUGGAAGGUCUCCAAGGAGCCCCCCCAGGGGGACCCGGACCCCCCCGCCCCCGCCGCCGCCGCCGCCCAGGACUUCUACCAAGUGCGCUUCGUGGCCGAGCAGGUGUCCCACCACCCGCCCGUGUCCGGCUUCUACGCCGAGUGUCCGGAGCGACGGAUGUGCGUGAACACGCACGUGUGGACCAAGAGCAAGUUCAUGGGGAUGUCCAUCGGAGUGUCCAUGGUGGGCGAAGGCUGUCUGUAUCUGCUGGAGCACGACGAGGAGUACACCUUCACGCUGCCCUGUGCCUACGCCCGCUCCAUCCUCACCGUCCCCUGGGUCGAGCUGGGCGGCAAAGUCACCAUCAACUGCGCCAAGUCGGGCUACUCGGCGGUCAUCACGUUCCAGACCAAGCCUUUCUACGGCGGAAAGUUACACAAGGUGACGGCGGAGGUGAAGCACAACGCCACCAACGCGGUGGUGUGCCGCGUGCAGGGCGAGUGGAACGGCGCGUUGGAGUUCAGCUACACCAACGGAGAAACCAAAGUGGUGGACGUCACCAAGCUGCCCGUCACCAGGAAGUGCGUCCGGCCAGUCGAGAAGCAGGGACCCACGGAGUCCAGGCGCCUGUGGCAGCACGUGACCGAGUCCCUGCGGCAGAAGGACAUCGACAAAGCCACCGAGCACAAGCGCAUCCUGGAGGAGAGGCAGCGGACGGAGGAGAGGCACCGCGUGGAGACCGAGACGGCGUGGAGGACCAGAUACUUCGACAGAGACGGUGAAGGCUGGGUGUACCACAAGCCUCUAUGGAAGAGCUCUGCCGUCAAGUCCUAGUGUCCUCUCCGCAAACCCUGGGAUGUGGAGUAUUCCUGUGUGUGUGUGCGUGAGCGUGAGUGUGCGUGCGUGCGUGUGCGCACGUGGUGGACCUGCCGGCUGGUGUGCCGUCUGCGACGCGGUGGAUAAGUGGAGGUGCCCCGCUGUGAUGACGGACGUCUGUGAAGCUGACGGCUCCUUUCAGGACACAGAAACCCACACGGGGGGGGCGGGGGGGUGCGUUUGAUUCGCUCACCUGCAGAAGCAGCGGCUCAUCUCACUCGAGCGGCUCCUCUUCCGGUGGCGGUUUACAGGAAUCUCUCUUCACGCUGUUCAAACGGGUGAUUUUUAUCUGCAGACCUCUCUGUUCGGGAACAUUUGAAGCCGAUGUGAUGUGAUGUCCACAAUGUCCACAACAGGACUUUAUCUGAGGACUGGAACUGGAACCACCUGUGGGACGGUUUGGGCCACUUUUAGGAUCAAGAAUAAAGACUUACCAUGAAAAUAUAUUGAAGUUUUUCACAAUUGGAAGUUUCACAUCAAGCCGAGUAAAAAUCUCAAAUAACACAACACGGUGGAAAUCCAGGGGGAUGCUACUUUCACAUGUCUAUUGUUGAUUGUGUCAGGAUAGGAAAAGGUGUGUUUAAUUUGCAGAAACGUAACUAACGAGCUGAAAUUUAAGAAUUGAGGUUUAAGUUAAAACCAAGUUUAAACCAAGCUGAAGUUGUGAAUAUUUACAUGUGUGAGAAACGGGCAAAAUUCUUCCAUUUUUCAUGAACCUUGAUAUAUACUCCAGGCUGAAGGCAGUCAUCCCUCAGUGAGAUGAAAUAAAAAAGAUAAAGUCCUAAAUAAGAGCAAAUUCCUUCACUGAAAAUCUAUUUGUGACGAGCUGCAGGAGGUUCGACACCAGUUUCAAAAACCACUUAUAAAACAUUUCCGGUGUGAACGCUAGUGGAAAAAACGUCUAAGAUUUGUUGAAAAAUGAAUUCAAAACCACUUUGAAACCCAUGUGCGGUGAGAAACUGGUAAAACGGCGAGAAGCCCGUUCAGCUGGAGUCUGAAGGUCCGUCAGAAAUGAGUUUCUUUGUCCAGUUUGUCUGACGUGAAAUUAUUCACAAACCUUUUGACAUCGAUCGUCAGAUUUAACGCUGAUGUGCUGCUGUCGGGCGAGAAGCCGCGAGCCCGUUGCCCCGGUAACGCUCUGAGGUCUUGCGUGGGUUUUGGCGUGUGGGUUUGCGGUGUCGGGACGAGUCUCUCCGCUCGCGUGUUUAAGUUUCCUUUCCUGCGCUCGGACUGAGGAAAACCUCCAUGAUGAACUCCUCCCUCCACGUCUCGGUGCCUUACUCGCCUCUGUGUGUGUGUGUGUGUGUGUCUUCCAGUUAGAGGCCUGACGUGCACGGCGUCGACUUGGGUCAUUGUGUGUGUGUGUUUUGGUUCUUUGUGUUUUAGUGCGGGCACGCUGUGGAGAGACAGAGCUCCAUUCUGAUCUGUGAAAUGCACUGAAGGAAACGACGAUGCAGAGAAACAAAUAUGACGAGUGUGAUGUCAAUAAUCCAAUAAACUGCGUAUCGCUUGAAAACUG
Messenger RNA from Salarias fasciatus (jewelled blenny), 3965 nucleotides. RefSeq names its product oxysterol binding protein-like 11 (gene osbpl11). The record is from RefSeq and is a predicted model, not a curated record. The transcript is spliced from 13 exons. Gene Ontology annotation, molecular function: sterol binding. Gene Ontology annotation, cellular component: cytosol; membrane; Golgi apparatus. Bases 248 to 2404 code for a protein of 718 amino acids. NCBI's taxonomy places the organism in Eukaryota, Metazoa, Chordata, Actinopteri, Blenniiformes, Blenniidae.